Messenger RNA from Pararge aegeria (speckled wood butterfly), 1042 nucleotides. RefSeq names its product secretory phospholipase A2 receptor-like. Bases 14 to 967 code for a protein of 317 amino acids. The transcript is spliced from 6 exons. Lineage: Eukaryota; Metazoa; Arthropoda; Insecta; Lepidoptera; Nymphalidae. The record is from RefSeq and is a predicted model, not a curated record.
UACUGAGUUGAAAAUGAAGUCACAGUGCCCCAUGAAUUCUCUGUUGGGAGUCAUGUCUUGUAAAAAACAUUUAAUUUUGUUAUUAACAUGCUACGUCGUCGUAGAAGGGAAGCAGUUCCGCUCCGACUACACGUUUCACUCUGCAAUCGACGGAUGGCUGAAAUUCCACUAUGUCCCAGGAACAUGGCAGGACGCUCAUCAAAGGUGCUAUAUGGAAGGUGCAGUCCUGGCUUCACCUGUUAACGCCGCCAUGCAGUAUGCUCUACGUUUGGAGAUAAACAACUCGUCCAAGGAUUGUGCUGGCAUCUACGUCGGAGUUCAUUCAAUCUUCUCUAAAGGAUAUUUUUACUCUAGCGAAGGAGUACCGUUGUCCAAAAUGCCGCUUCAAUGGCUGCCCGGGGAGCCGAACAAUGCCGGCAACAAUGAGGACUGCAUCGUUUACUUGGACGGCAGCGUGGCAGACGUCAACUGCUCCGAAGUUCAUCCGUUCGUGUGCUUCAAGAAGGCGACUGAGAACAUGUCUGUUAUGCCGUGUGGAACUAUUGAUAAAGAGUAUAAGUUCGUGGCAGAUACUGGCAGUUGCUACAAGUUUCAUAAAAAUCAAGUCAUAUGGUCCGAUGCAUUCAAGGUCUGCUCGGCAGAAGGCGGCUAUCUGGCCAUCAUCAAUAGCAAGGAAGAAGCUGCUAUUAUGAAGGACCUUUUCAAUAAACAGUAUCCAAAUGGUCCCAGAAGCUAUAUCACACUCAUUGGGUUUCAUGAUUGGCACAAAGAUGGAGUUUGGAGAACUGUUCACGGACAAACGCUGAAGGAAGCUGGCUAUGCUGUAUGGGAAAUUGGACAACCAGACAACGCUGGUUAUCAGGAAUACUGUGGUGCCAUGUUUUCGAAUGCCAAGCUGGAUGACUUCUGGUGCGACAAAGUCGCUAGGUUUCUGUGCGAGAAGGAUCCCAACAGUUUACAGGAUUAAUGUGACUUCGUCUUUCAUCACCAUAUUUACAUUUUAGUUUUUAAUAUAUGGUAUUUGUAUUGUUAGUUACAUAUU